AUGAUCUUGGCCCAUUUGAAAUCGAUUGAAACCCACAUCAACAUCAUUGCGCAUAUCCUUUUGAAGUUCGGCAAACAAAUACAGCGAAGACAACUAGAUCUCCCCGAAUAUGCGGCGAGUUUUGUAAAUUAUAAGGCUUUGAAGAAGCUCAUCAAGCAAUUGAGUGCUACACCGACAAUCCCAGCACAAACCACUGCGGAUACAUCCCAAAAUGCAGCCGAUACGCAAUCAGCCCUGCGUGCAAAUAAAGAAGUUUUCUUUUUCAAGCUGGAACGUGAGAUAGAAAAGGUCAAUGCCUUUUAUCUACAGAAAGAAGCCGAGUUCUCUCUCCGUUUAAAGACUUUAGUCGAUAAGAAAAGGGUGAUCCAGUCCCGGACAGUGACUAACUCCAAGGCGCCGGCAAAUUUCGUGGCCUUAUUUGAGGGGCUUCAACAGUUUGAUGGCGAUCUAAACAAGCUUCAACAAUUUGUCGAAAUCAACGAAACCGCUGUGUCCAAAAUAUUAAAAAAGUGGGAUAAAACCUCAAAGUCCCGCAUGAAGGAACUAUAUCUUCAACGAGCAGUCGAGGUACAGCCGUGCUUCAAUAGAGAUGUUUUACGUGAUUUGUCUGACCGGGCAACAACAGCCCGGUUGGAGCUUGAGGCUUGGGCAGAAGGAGAGAAUAUACAAUUUGAUGUUUCUCGCCCGAUCGACCGAGCUGCGGCCAUUCAAUCUUUUGGCACAGAUGAAGACGAGCUUGACUUACAGAUCUUGCAGUCCGCCACUGCAGGCAAUCUCCAAACCCUGCGCGAGUGGACCGCAAAGCUGCAGUCAGUCCCGGACGCUCGGGAGCGCGCGACACGCACUUUUUUGGCAGCUAUCAAUGAAUUUUCCGACGAGGUUCUUACCGCCCUUCUAGAAAGUGGCCUAGUUGAUAUCCAUGCUGAGGAUGAUAUUAACGAACGAAAUUGUCUGCAUGAGGCCGCCAUCUCUGGGCGAGACUUAGUCUUCAAAGCUGGUAUUACAGCAGGAAUUGACAUCUCGAGUUCAGAUGUCUAUGGGAGAAUCCCACUCCACUAUGCUUGUAUGCAUGGUCGUGUGGAGAUGGUGCUAGAGUUGCUGGCCGCUGGUCCCCAAACCGUCAAUCGGAUGGACCAUGAUAAUUUCACACCACUAAUCCACAGCAUUGUAAAGAAUCAACUGGCAUGUGCUGAGCAACUUCUUAACAACAACGCCCGCAUCAAUCCUGCUUCCGAGUCUGACCAUAUCCCGCUAAAUUUGGCGUGUCAGCAUGGCUCGUUGGAAGUUGUGAAAAUGCUUCUUGAGCGGAAUGCCCAACUACUACCAGACGCCGAGGGCCUUUACCCUCAACAUAUGGUAGCGCGUGCAUCACAAUCUCCGCAAUUGCUACUACUACUCAAACACCACGGCGCUGAUCUGAAUCAAAGAGACAAGUUGUAUCAGUGGACACCGCUUUUCCACGCAGCCAGCGAAGGUUGCGUCGAUUGUUUACGUACACUCCUUGAGCUAGGCGUUGAUGCCGACGUCGUGGACGAAAAAGGUCUUGCCGCAAUGUACUACGCUGCGUGGGAAGGACACUUGGAGUGCAUGCUUCUCCUUUGGUCUCGCCGCACUAAUGCAAAUUCUGCACAGAAGCCACUUGAUAUCCUAAAUGGUCUAAGAUUACAGGAGCAAGGGAUUUCAAUCGAUCAAUACAAUAGGGAGAAAGAGUUAUCCAGUGACAUGGAGAUUGUUGACGGCAUUCCCGAUCUCUCCCUCCCACCACCGAUCAUACCACUAAGACGCUAUGGCCAUAACUUCCUGGACAAGAAAGUGUUUGUUCAAAUCUUAUUCGACCAAGGUGGCUUAAAUUCAAUUUCCUUUGACCAAGCGGGUCGUCACCCCGCUGCUCGGUUGACAAUUUCGUCCAAGCUCUCCGACUUGAUUCCACGCACGAUGAUGCUUCCCAUUCAGGAUGACUCGCGGAUGAUCUCAUUUCAAGUCGACAAUUUGGACACAUUCGCCGUUGACUUUGAAAUAUUCCCUACGUUUGGCUCAAAGGUCAUUGCGAAGAGUGUCGCCCUACCAGUGGUAUUCCGAGCCGAUAAAUCCAGUACAGGGCAAUGCUCUUUGCCCCUUUUUGACCCUAGGUUACGCUCAAUUGGCCAGCUGCGCUUUGGAUUUCAAGUGAUCAAGCCUUAUCACGGAGAUCCUCUAGAGAUCACCCAUUUUGCCACGUAUUGGAAAGCGACUAGUGCUCUCGACUCGGAGCAUAAUGGACUGGUCACGGGAUCUAGUCUGUCGGGAGAUCACGUCCAGCUUUUUGUGCAGCUGACUCGUGAUAGUGUGCCUGUUCUUUAUCCGCAAUUUACCAUAGAUUACCAUGGCAUUGAGAUUCCCAUUUGUCAUCUUACACACGACCAGUUUCGUCUUGUUGGUGCUGAGAGGGGUGCGAAUCGACAAGAAAUGUUGCAGUUUUUAAAGACUCAGGCGGUUGAUGACAUGGCCCAGACCCAUCGUCUUUUGGCUGCAUCAUUCCUCUCCCUACAAGACGUCCUGCAGCAGCUGCCUAUUGACAUCAACAUCAAUCUUUCAGUCCUUUAUCCCUCGCCCACGGAGGAACAGACACUAGGCAUGACUUCUUUGACAGAUGUCAAUAGCUUCGCCGAUGCCAUACUCACAGAUGUUUUCGACCAUGCGCGUGUUGCGCGCGACAAGAACCCUGAUUUUAUGCGCUCCGUGGUCUUCACCUCUUAUAACCCAAAUAUAUGUACCGCCCUCAACUGGAAACAGCCAAAUUACCCUGUACUUCUUUGCAAUGACCUUGGGCAAAUUCGCGACUUGGCUCGUGAUGUUGGCUCAUUACCGCAUGUCGAUAGCAGCGGUCGAGCAUCGAUGUCUAUCAAGGAGUCCGCGCGAAUUGCUCAGAGCAACAACUUCAUGGGGUUGAUAUGCCGGUCGAGUCUUUUGAACGUUGUGCCGGCGCUUGUGGAGACAAUUAAGGAACAAGGUCUUGUUCUUGUGGCUGACACUUCCGACGAAACUGGAGAUCAGGAUCGCCAUGGUGCUCUGUCGGCCGCAAAUUCGAUGGGCGUUGCUGCUGAAUGGGCAUAUCGGAUGCCUGAUGGUGUUAACGGUGUGAUGAAAGCCAAUGGCAUUCUAAGAUUCAACGAUACGAUUGACAUGUGA
This is a messenger RNA of Aspergillus wentii DTO 134E9, 3168 nucleotides long. RefSeq names its product putative cyclin dependent kinase inhibitor Pho81 (gene phoC). Gene Ontology annotation, molecular function: glycerophosphocholine phosphodiesterase activity; protein binding. The transcript is spliced from 10 exons. Gene Ontology annotation, biological process: glycerophospholipid catabolic process. Lineage: Eukaryota; Fungi; Ascomycota; Eurotiomycetes; Eurotiales; Aspergillaceae. Bases 1 to 3168 code for a protein of 1055 amino acids. The record is from RefSeq and is a predicted model, not a curated record.